UGCCCAGCGGCUCCGCGACCCGGGCAUCCUCUGCCUUCUCCUCGUUCCCACUGGAAUCGCGCUCCUAGCGCUCGCAAAAAGCAGCGCUCGCCGGGACCCUCGGUUGCUGCCGUCGGAUAGCGUUUGCUGUCGAGACAACAUGCCCAUCACUCGGAUGCGCAUGAGACCUUGGCUAGAGAUGCAGAUUAAUUCCAACCAAAUCCCAGGGCUGAUCUGGAUUAAUAAAGAGGAGAUGAUCUUCCAGAUCCCAUGGAAGCACGCUGCGAAGCAUGGCUGGGAUAUCAACAAGGAUGCCUGUCUGUUUCGGAGCUGGGCCAUUCACACAGGCCGAUACAAAGCAGGGGAAAAGGAGCCGGAUCCCAAGACCUGGAAGGCCAACUUUCGCUGCGCCAUGAACUCCCUGCCAGAUAUUGAGGAGGUGAAGGACCAGAGCAGGAACAAGGGCAGUUCAGCUGUGCGGGUGUACCGGAUGCUCCCACCCCUCACCAAGAACCAGAGGAAAGAGAGAAAGUCCAAGUCCAGCCGAGACGCUAAGAGCAAGGCCAAGAAGAAGCCAUAUGGGGAAUACAGCCCCGAUACCUUCUCUGAUGGACUCAGUAGCUCCACCCUGCCCGAUGACCAUAGCAACUACACAGUUCGCAGCUACAUGGGGCAGGACCUAGACAUUGAACGGACUCUCACUCCAGCGCUGUCACCGAGCGUCAGUAGCACUCUCUCUAUCUGGCCCAUUCCAGUGGAAGCCGUGCCAGACAGCACCAGCGACCUGUACAACUUUCAGGUGUCGCCCAUGCCCUCCACCUCCGAAGCUGCAACAGAUGAGGACGAGGAAGGGAAAUUAACUGAGGACAUCAUGAAGCUCUUGGAGCAAACAGGGUGGCAGCAGACAAGCGUGGAUGGGAAGGGGUACCUGCUUAAUGAACCCGGGGCCCAGCCGACCUCUGUCUAUGGAGAGUUCAGUUGCAAGGAGGAGCCAGAAGUUGACAGCCCUGGGGGGUAUAUUGGCCUGAUAUCUUCAGAUAUGAAGAACAUGGAUGCCAGCUGGUUGGACAGCCUGCUGACCCCGGUCAGGCUGCCCUCCGUCCAGGCCAUUCCUUGUGCACCAUAGACGGGCCCCCUGGCCUCCUUUGACUCCUUUAGGCCACAGGGCCUGGCAUCAUGGUGGUGGUGGUGCAGAGAAGCAGAAAUCCUGUGGCCCCUUGAUAUGAUGAAGUGUGACCCCACUGCUGACCAAGGGUGAAGCCUCCUCGGGACAGUGGCCCCCUGCAGUCCGGCAGGGCAGGGUCUGGACUCAUCUUGUGGGGUAAAGCUGGCCCUGCCUCCUGGGAAGAUUGGGAUCUGAGAUUGGCGUGUCAGAUGGCAGUCGCAGACAGGAGUCAGCCUCCAGCUUUCCCCUCUGAGCCCCACUGCCUGGAGAGGGCUUUGCUAUCCCUGAGCUGGCCCGAGGGAACGGACCAGUGACCUCAGAAAACACGGCACCGACUCCAGGGCGGGCUCUGCACUAAGAGACAAUUGCACUAAGUGGAUCCUGUUCCCAAAGUGACCGCCUCCCCUCCUAGCUGAGCCCUGGGGACUGUUCCAAAGCCAGUGAAAUGUGAAGGAAGAAUGGGGUCCCUGUGGGACAGUGCCCCCCCUGCCUCAGAGGAGCUCUGCCCUGCUCCCUGCUUAGGCUGAGGGGCUUGUGAAAAAAAACUGGCACUUUUUCUUGUGGACCUUGCCACGUUUCUGAUCAGAGGUGUACACUAACGUUUUCUCAAGCUCUUGGCCUUCGCAUUUAUUUAUACUGUGCCUUGCCCUGCUCCCACGUGCCCCCUCAGGCAGGCCCCGGCAGCCCCCAGCAGGCCCAGAGAGGCAAGCGUGAGCGCCUUGGUGUGAUUUAAAAUUGGAAAUACCAUCUGACCACUAAGUCUUGUGUGACCACACAUUUACAUGUGUGUAAAUAUGUACAUUUGUCUUUUUAUAAAAAUUGUAUUGUUUAUAA
Messenger RNA from Dama dama (fallow deer), 1978 nucleotides. It is a transcript of the gene IRF1, whose product is annotated as interferon regulatory factor 1. Bases 140 to 1105 code for a protein of 321 amino acids. The record is from RefSeq and is a predicted model, not a curated record. Gene Ontology annotation, biological process: immune system process; regulation of transcription by RNA polymerase II. Gene Ontology annotation, cellular component: nucleus. NCBI's taxonomy places the organism in Eukaryota, Metazoa, Chordata, Mammalia, Artiodactyla, Cervidae. Gene Ontology annotation, molecular function: RNA polymerase II cis-regulatory region sequence-specific DNA binding; DNA-binding transcription factor activity, RNA polymerase II-specific. The transcript is spliced from 10 exons.